AUGGCCACUUCUGAUGAUAGUGAUGAUACUCUAACACCACUUUGCUGUGUAUGCUAUUACACCCAAAAGGAUAGGAAACAACGGCUCAAGAUGGAGAACGAAAAGCUUCUCCAAGAGCUGCACGACGUGAAGCGCAAGUUGGAUGUAGAGAAAAAAUGCAGUGCAGAUUUAUAUGAUGAGCUUGAGCAACAGCAGCUCCAAUUUUCCCAACAAACAAUCGAAAUACGCCAAGACUGCGAAAUCCAGCUAAAAUCGUACAAAACUACGAUCGAAAGGCUGCAAAAAGAGCUAGAGGAAAAGAGUGACAUCAUUAAUCAAUCCAUCCCGGCACUUCCGACAACGUCGAUCAUUGUAAAAGCAGAUACAUCGCUCGUGAAAGACUUGGAAGCGAAAGAAGUACUGCAGCUAGAAGAAAUAAGCUUACUGAAGGAAAAAUUGGCCACGAUCGAGCAAGAUUUUUCCCAAGCCCAAUGGAAAAUCUCGGAACUGAACGAGGAAGUAGAAUUGUUCAAGGAUCGGCUUGCAUCACAGAAAGCCAAGCUAGAGCUUAAAACACAACAAGCCGCUGAGCUACAGGAACUCCUCGAAUCUACCCAGGAACAGAACGGAAGGUUAUCUGCCGAACUCGCAGAAAUUCGAUCGGAUCCAUCCAAUGCAAAAAAAGGAAAUUCUCUGUUUGCUGAAGUGGCCGAUCAACGCAAAAAAAUGAUGAAAAAAAUCACGCAAAUGAAGGCGUGCUAUUAUGAGCUGAAAAGGGAACACGAGAACUGCCCGCGACAAAUACGGGAGCUGCGCAGCAUGCAGCAGCAAUCGGAAAGCCUUUACCAGGAAUGCAUCAAGCUGAUUAGGUCGGCAGAAUAUCACAAUCUCAAUACGCUCAAGGAACAAAACAACGAUUUGCACGAACAGGUGGAAAGGACGAAGUGUCGUAUUCGGUACCUAGAAAAUCAGUUGGCCACUAACAGCGACGAUUGGGUGAACAAACUGAUCGUGUACAACAAGGAAGAAAUGGAAAAAUUAGAAGUGCGGCUGCGUACCUACCAAUUCAAGCAACGGGAGGCAAUGGAAUUGCAUGAAGAUGCGGUCAAGGCAACAUCUAAGUGGCGAAUAGAAGCGCAACGAUGGAAGAUGAAAUCUAAAAACAUGGAAGUGCCGUGUGUUCCACCAUUGUCCAGCGCCAAUAAGUUUACAACAUCCGGCCUUCAGCACACUCAGACGGAAAGUCAGACCAAAGCCAAGGAAGAUGUGUUUGGCGCAACUUGUGCGUCCCACGAUGUUUCUUCAGUUGAUGCAACAUGCGCUCCCAUUCCUGUAGACGGUUUGGCCGCACCCGUAACAAUGCCUGGUGACGAUCUGCAGGAGGUAAAUCCAAAACGGCAGCAGAUACUGGACAAAAUUAAAAUUGUGCAUUAUGAAUCCUACAAAAUUAGCGACAUGAUCGCAAAGCACAAGGAGCAGAAGAAAGACAAAGGCAGUGUGCUGGAUCCUGUAGUUGAACCGAAGCCGAAAUAA
Anopheles marshallii is the source of this 1512-nucleotide messenger RNA. RefSeq names its product protein Spindly (gene Spindly). The record is from RefSeq and is a predicted model, not a curated record. Bases 1 to 1512 code for a protein of 503 amino acids. NCBI's taxonomy places the organism in Eukaryota, Metazoa, Arthropoda, Insecta, Diptera, Culicidae. The transcript is spliced from 4 exons.